CAUUUUGUUUCUGACAAACAGAGGGGCACUAUCCCUCCCAUCCCGGCUAAUAGUUGCCCAACCAAUCUGAUCCCCAUCCACACUCAUCCUGCUCAAGCCGCCAUGCAGAACGCUGCCCUGGUAGAUUCUCCCUCAUCUGGCCCCCAAAAUGAACCCACUACGUUCGCACCUCCGACCACACAACGUGGGGCCUUUCCAGCCCCAGGCAGCUGAACGCCGCUCCUCACUCCAGCCCCAAGGGGUGCUGGGGAGCAGACACAAGUCCCCCCCUUGAUCCCACCCACCCCCCGUGCCAGAUGAGAUCAGCCAUUUGAAUAACGGAGCCGCAGGGACAACGAGGGCCUGUAUUUGAUAUGAUCCGAUGCGAGGACAUUGCAAUACAAAACCAGAAACAAUCCAUCCAUCCAUAUAUAUAUAUAUAUUAUAUACAUACACAUUGAUACGUGUGUAAAGAGAUUAAAUAAAAAUUUAAGACAAUUUCCCAUUGGUCUGUCAUCCCAUGCGAUGUCCCUGUGUCCUUGGCCCAUGCCGCCUUGCCAGUUUUUUAUCCGUCCGUUUCACAAGCAGCCCGUUGCUCUGCACAAAUCCCGCAAGGGGUUUGCCGGUGGGUCUAUUCUGCAUUGACCUGCCUAUCCAGUGUGCUCCCAACUCCACACCAGCCGGGCCCGGUCAGGGAUCUGGCUCCCGACGCCCCCACAGCCAGUCACUGUCGGAGACUCAGCCUUUCAGGGCAGCGACAGGGACGAGUGCCGGUUUACGCCCGGAAGGGCCACCGGGGCAAGGGGUUGGCUGGACCCUGUUGAUCCUUCUUAGACAGUGUGGGGGUGAGAAGUUAAUAAACCUCCCUCCACUCCUGGCAAUCUCCAGCUUCCAAAGGAAAACAAUUGUCCCGGCCAUGUAUAAAUACUGUGGUGGUUGUUUUUUUUUAUUUACAAUUUUUAAAAGCGAUGGUUUGGUUUUGCAAACAUAUUUAUUUUCCUUUGUUCUUGUUAUCGCUUAAAAAAAAAACCCUCAUCCGGCCUUUACGUGAGGGGAGGGAUGGGCCGCCUUGGCCCAAAGACACGUCUUCCGGCGGUGCCUGUGCAAUCCUGUCCGUGUGUGUGUGUGUGCGCGCGCCUGGCGAUGCAGGACGCCUCUCGCUUGGACUGGCUACACCCCGCCGAGGGCAAGAUCAAGGCCAGAACCCAGCUCGCAGUAUCGUCCCUCCAAACUCUGCAGGAACAGGGCACCAAAGGCCGCCCACCAGCUCAGAGGGGGACACGGAGGGGUCACUUUUCACAAGGCUCUGGGGACGUUCCUACCUCUUUUCUCCUUGCCCUAGAGAUAAAGGGGAGCUGGGGGCUUCCUCCCUGACUACCCCAUGUGCCCGAAAGAAAAGCGCCCGUUUGACCAGAGGCGGAAACGGAGGCGCUGCAGGAGCAGGCAGGAAAAGAAAGAAAAAUGAAAAGGAAGGAAGGAGGCUUGAGCCUGAGGUUUUGGCGACAUGAGACAAUUGCACAGAUGUAACUAAACUAGGCCAGACUGUGGGGUGGUUAAAUGGGUGCCAUGUCCGUGGGCAUGGGUGUGAGCGCCAGUGCCCCCAUCCCGUGCACAGGUGUGUGAACGCUAGUGCUCCCAUCCCGCACAUGGGUGUGAGCACCAGUGCCCCCAUCCCGUGCAUGGGUGUGAGCGCACCAGUGCCCCAUCCCGUGCAUGGGUGUGAGCGCCAGUGCCCCCAUCCCAUGCACAGGUGUGAACGCUAGUGCUCCCAUCUCGCACAUGGGUGUGAGUGCCAGUGCCCGCAUCCCAUCCAUGGGUGUGAGCGCCAGUGCCUGCAUCCCAUCCAUGGGUGUGAGUGCACCAGUGCCCCCAUCCCAUCCAUGGGUGUGAGUGCACCAGUGCCCCCAUCCCGUCCACGGGUGUGAGCGCGCCAGUGCCCCCAUCCCAUGCAUGUGUGAGUGCCAGUGCCCCCAUUCCGUCCACGGGUGUGAGCGCGCCAGUGUCAGACCCGUGCGUGCUGUGACCAUGGCAAUUCCCACGUGCACUGCUUGAUGCCAGUCCGAGUCCGACCCCACUUAGUCACCGUGGGGCAGUAUUCUGCUGCCCAUGGCUUGCGUCUGGAUCGUUUGCUCCCCCUCGCCUCCAGAGCAAAGGAACUCAAUGUGACCCCCCUGGGCUCCCUCCCACCGGCUCCUCCUGCAGCUGGAAGCCAGCCAGAGCCCGCAGUCCCUGCUGCCUCUGCGGAGCCAAGUGCAGAAGAGUCUUGGCUGGGGCCACUUCCCGUCGUGGUUUUCCUCCCAUCGAGCGCCGGCGUUGGGUCUGGGAAGGAGCAAGCCCCACCCCACAGCCCGUGGGUCACUGUAUCCAUCCAGCUGUGGGGCAAGAGGCAGAUGCCCAAGGUCUUUCCCCUGACGGCUGCUCCCCGGGGGUGGGGGUGUCUCUGCUCCAGGAUCUCCCCCCUGCCCCAUGCUGUCUGGGGAGGUGUUAGCUCAGCCGGAAGCUCACUGUCAUUUCCUGAAAUCCUCUGGGACAGACUCGCAGAAGAGGCCAAGGCGCUGGGCCCUGAAGUUAUCCGGGGUGUCGCCCACAGGCAUAACCCGUCCCUGCCAGUGGUGCCCCGGGCCUCCUGUCCCAGCGCCAGCCGCUUGUCUGCCUUCCAGGGUCCCAGAUACUGCCCAGCACUGGGCCGAGAUCUCAAACGCAGCCACGCUUCUCACCAGCGCACGAAACACAGAGCACAAUGGAUUGCCCCGAGGAUGGGCCAACGAAGAGAUCCGGCCUCCCCAAGAGAGUCCUUCCGCCAAGGUGUGAGCUUCGGGCCGGCUCGCCCGCCCCCCCUCUGCACAGGGGGCACUGCCCGCAAAGCCCUUCCCCGGAGGCCUCGGGAGGAUGUGGUGCCAUUGGCGGGUGAGCUGUCGCCGAUCCCAAGCCGGGAAGUUGGCUGGAAAGGCUCCUCAAUGGGGAGAGUUGGGUGGGUGUUGGGGGCAGGGGGAUACACAGGCAGAACAAAUCCCCCCCACCCCCUGCCAAAAAUUGCAUCCAUCAAGUUAACAGGAGACACACAUGAGGAACAGAAAUUGACGAGGGGUCCCCUGUCCCAGAGACAUUCCCCAUACUGCCCCCUCCAGGCCAGCUGGGACCCAACCAGCCAAUCCCAGAACCCCCCUCUCCCAGCCCCAGCCCUCCUCCCCCCUCUCUCUCUCCCCCCAGAGGAAGGCCGAGAGGAAGGAGGGAUCAUUAUUAUUCCUUUCAUAGUGGUUUCGAUUUCAUGUCUCUUCCUCACCCCUCUGUGAAGGCGGCAAGGGGUGGGAGAGUGAGGGAGGAGCAGGGGCAAAAUGGGGGUGUGGGGGGGGGUUAAGGAGAAAGUGUCCCUCCUCCCCAAAGAUU
Messenger RNA from Chelonoidis abingdonii (Abingdon island giant tortoise), 3366 nucleotides. NCBI's taxonomy places the organism in Eukaryota, Metazoa, Chordata, Testudines, Testudinidae. The record is from RefSeq and is a predicted model, not a curated record.